Molecule: messenger RNA, 3357 nt
Organism: Heterotrigona itama
Lineage: Eukaryota; Metazoa; Arthropoda; Insecta; Hymenoptera; Apidae
Source: the annotation of a GenBank genome assembly
GUUAGUCGUGGUGGUGGUGGUGGUGGUGGAAGGAUCAAGACCCUUGGCGUAGCUACUGUCCGCGUACGCGUGAAAGCAACACCUGACCAGGGCGUUGGCCGCCAUGUCGCGUUUGCAUAUGAACGCGUGACACUCGAGAACCUUGAUGCCCGUGGUUCGUCGCAGAACCGCGGCGAAGAGCGGCGGAUGAUUGGCACUCGGUGUUCUAGCGAAAGGAGAGUCCAACGGGAGGAACCUCGUGUUCGAGGCGUCGCCACUUCCGCCUUUGACGUGCCUCACUGCCGCGCAGUAGUGCAGAGCCUCGAUAGGGAAGAACCUGGUGACCUUCUUGCGGUGCUCGUCCACGUUCUCCAGCAACAGGCCGUUGCUCCAGACGCUCAGCCAGGAGUCCAAUCCACGUGCUCCCAAGGCACCUUGUUCUGGAUACAGUUCUCUCAAAGGUUCUUGGACUCCGAGCAAACCCUCCUUGCUCGCGUGGGGUACCGAGCUACCUAGAUAAAGGACUCUGCAACGACAGUACGGCGUCGCUGUGUCCUGGUUGGCGCCUCUCAUUUUCGUAUUCGAUGAGGUCAGCUUGUCCAGAAUCCAAUCCUGGUCUUGCUUCGUCCGCGCAACGAAGAUUUAUUAUCCUCUUCUAUCGAGGAUAAUCUCAAAAGAGGGAUCUCGAUGGAGACGUAAUAAUACAGCCGACGAUGAGGAAGUUAGCAACCAUCCAGAACCGUCGAAUCAUCGAACACCAAUGUAACUAUUUUCGAUUCGAUCGAAUUCGAACACACACGAUCGUAAUGUGCACACGGAACAACGUUGCGGAGGACUCCACCCGGUGAUACACUCCACUCGCGAUUACGCAGUCACUUUCCAAAGACGCAGCCCGGGUUGCAAAAUACGCGUGCGUGGACGAGAGAGCCGCUCUCGGCUAUUUCGCAGCAGCUGUAGCCGCCGCUCGCGAGAGAUCGCGUCAGGCCAUUAUGGCCGCCUUCUGACGGCUUCCCCACCAGCUAGCUCUACCUUGCCGUGUCUCCUCUUCUAUCUGGCCUUCUCCUCCUUUGGGUCCGUUCGUUUUUCUUUCCUCCGACACACUGCGGCCCGAGUCUUACCAACCUUUUUCAAUUCCCCUCCCACCUUGAUUCUUCUUCUCCCUCCUUUCUCUCUACCAGUCGUGCAGGCCAGGUCCUCCUGUGGUAUGCGGUGUGCACCAGUGGCGUCUACGUCCUCCUGGUCGCCCCUCACCACCACGUGUACCGAUCCACCGACAGGUUACACACUCUCUUCGCCGAGGGAAUGCUCACCGGCGAUCGAACGGGCCCGCUGAGUGUGUCGCCGCCGUUGGAAUCCAGAGGCGCGGCCGACAGGCCUCGUCAGCCACGCAGGCCGUCGCUUUUGACGUCCCUCUAUGUCUCAUCGGCACCUCGGAAGCACCUCGGAAUAAACGCUCCAAUAUACGCGUGCCUGUGUUCCGGUUACGUUCACACGAUAUUUUUAACCGAACUUUCGACGAUUAUUUCGAUCCUCUUCGCUACUACUGCUCGGUCCUCCACGUAGAUGGCGUUGCAGUCACGUUCACUCGGCGACUGAUUCCCACUUUGAUGGAUUUCCUUCCUUGUUUAUGGCUCGCGAACAGUCGUACCGGUAUAUUAAAAACAAUAGAAGAAUGGCGAUGGUCGGUGUUCCACGGCGAAGUUUUUGGCGAGGAGACAGGCACGAAGAAAAGAGCAGCGAGUGGAUUACACCCUGACGUUUUGAAGGUUCCUGAAAUCGACGAUCGAGUGGGUCAGUGGGUCGUUGUCACGUUAAUUAUGAGGAAUCCAGAGGCUGUAUGCACCUCGAGCAAUCACCUCCUUGUACAGGAAUUCUCUUCUCUCUUUCUCUCUCUCCUUUAUCUCUCCUCCUCGCCAUUUUCAACAACGUCAGCAUGGAAAUGAAACGCUUUGUUGAACGUUUCUCUCGCGUAAAUUGCAAUUUUUAAAAUCAAUCAUCGCCUGAAAAUCAAUCAAACAUCUUUUCUAUUAAAAUUUAAGUACGAUGACGUGUGCACAGCCUAAUAACAGAACACAACGAAAUCUUAUCAGGUUUUAAUUUUUAAUUUUCGCAAUUACAUUCAAACGAGUGUGUCCAUUUCGAGAAAAUUAAAUUUCCAUUCAAUGAGACUCAAAACACGAUAGUAACGGUAUCAAAUUAAUUGUAUAUUUUACGCGCUACAUGUGUGAAACUAUGAACCAACUUUCCCUAAUAAGAGGAAUAAAUAUUCUAAUAUUUAUCCGAGGAGAAUAAAUUACGAUCGUUUUAGCGCAAUUGCUUUCGUUAUAGCAUCCUGAUGUCAUUCAUAAAAAUUGUUCGUGGUAUUCGUUUAACACACACUUCGCUGAACAGAAUAUUUAUUGGCAAAUUAAAGGUAGAAUGCCUGAAUAAUUGCGAAUAAUGGUAGCCGGAUAACCAGAAUCGUGACAAACGAUUUUACCAGAGAGUUACAAAGAAAUCCCACUUAUACUUCCGGUAAAGGAGCAAUACCGGUCUUGGGAUAGCCGGGGAAAGCUUUUAAGAUAUGUACUUGGCAAUCUUCUUUCUCUUUGUCCGGGUUAACGACGUUAGUGUUAGGUCACUACUUACUCGUUUCCUUUUUCCUUCAAAACCCACCGUGCGACGUUUUGUAUUUUUCAUUGCACGCUUGCAAAUUAGAUAGAUCACCUUUGUAAACAUUUUUAAACUACUUCGCGUAAGUAUAGUACUGCCCACAUUUGGUAGUAUUUGGACACAUUCAAAUUGUUACGAAUACAUAAAAUACAAUUUAAAAAUGAAAUUUUAUGUUCUAAGUUUGAUCUCUAGGUUUAUUCUAAUUUAAUAGAUAUCGACAAACAGAUAAUAGAAUCGAUUGAAAAAAAAAAAACCACCAGAAGAAGGUAUGAUGAGUCUGCUUUCGUUAGCGUCUAAAUGCUUACGAUAGCGUAACUGUAAUGUAUAAUAGAGAGAAAGAAGAAUUACGACAUUACGAAUGAUAUUGCAAUCUUUUCGAGGAACGCUGACACGUUUUUCAAAUCACCGUUGAGAUCGGCUCGAGCCUUCGACAAAAAGCCCUCCCGUGACUAGGAGGAAUAUCGGUCAACAUAUUCUAAACGCCGUGACGCGUCGGUGCAUAACAGAGUCUUAAGCUUCCGGUAUAAAACGGUUAUACACCGUUUCGAAUUUCGCCAAGAACGUUUUUUAAAAAGAUCCACGACUUUCUCCUUCGUUUAAUUGCUGGUGAGAAUGAUCGCGAUCAAUGAUCUUUACACGAUCCAACAAUCUGAUAGAUAAAAAUUUAACAGUUUCUGACAGAUAAAAAAUUAACAUUUUUUUUUCUUUUUUAGCAGAGCCCCGUGA